AUGGCGGAGAAACAAACCGUCGAUACCAUUUCAUCGCGAGCGCUGAUAGCCCAAGAAUCUCUUCUAAAAGCAAUCAGCUCCACUAGCCCAGAAGACAUAGAACGGGCUAUUUCUCAAUGGGAACCUCUUGCAAACGCAAUCUCCCCUAAGCAUCCGGACUAUGAGCCCGUUUUGGCCAGCUAUGCUGUUGCAAUCCUCCUGCGCUGGGAAGAUAGCCACCAGCUACAAGACAUCCGCAAGGCUAUAUUGACACUAGAGAACGCCGUCACCAGCCUUGGCAAUGCUCCAAGUCGGAAUAGAUACCAGAAUCUUGUCAAUCUCGGCUCCAGCUAUUUCGAUCGUUUCGAGACGUUCAACAAGGAUCCAAAGGACAUUCUGAGAGCAGUAGAGUGUAUGGAACUCGCGAAUACAAUCUCUAUCACCUUGGGAUUUGGAACCGAGAGCGCUAAUAAACUCUUAUCACAUCUUGGAGACGCAUACUUCUAUGGAUAUGAAGUAGGCAUUGUUGGCGUCGAAGCCGUCUACAAUGCUAUCCGGCACUUCCAGACUGUCCUUUCGCAUGGCGCAAAGGACAAGCAAGGCAGCACGCAGUACAAGAUUGGUCAAUGCUACUCGGCACUAUAUAACCGUUUGAAAAAAACCGAGGAUUUGGACCUAGCUAUCAAAUUCCUCCAAGCCUCGACCGAACACGAGUUGUAUCGUGACGAGCGGCAAGGUGCCUUGAUGGAGCUCAGUAGGGCUGUCGCUCGAAAGUAUGACGCUACGAGAGACCAGAGUUAUUUGGAGGAAGCCAUUCGAUGGGCGAGAAUGACUCUCAAGGAGAAUGAAGGCGAGCCUUCCAUUCUUCGCAAUCUUGCCAAUCUCUUGUACUGGAAAUACAAGGACCUGAAGGACAACGCGGCACUUGACGAAGCCAUCGAAUACUACGAAAUCAUCUAUGCCCUUUAUCAAACAAAGCCUGGCCGCAGUCUCGCAUCCUUCUACUACUCAUAUGGCACUGCGUUGAUACGACGAUUCGACGCCGUUGACAGUACCCAGCACAAUCGACUUCAGGACAUUGAGCGUGCCGUCGACCUCAUGGAAUGGGCGGUCAAGAGCGCAGCCCCACAGUCACUCGAGGACUACGAGCAUAGGCUAAAAGGCGCGAAAUCACGGAGGGACAGGCUGCUAGGGCAACAAACCGCAUCUCCACCAGCAACCAUGCGGAGUUCCAAUACAAUAGGAUUCCCCUCUUCGCCAAGUAGCCCAACUUCGGUUUCCUUUGCAGAGCAGCAGACUGAGCUGCCGAAACGAUCGAAUAGCACCCGACGAGCACCAAUACCCUCUCUUGCAUCCCAUCCCGACAACCCUGGCUCUUCUACUACGACAUUUCACCGAGUGUCAGCUAGCAGCGAGACCCGCAGGAGGUCUGGGUCUCGAGCGAGCGAAGCCGCGUCGGAUGCGACGGUCAUCCCAACGCUGAAGCGUGGUCAAACUGCACCGUCGCUCUUAUCCGAAUCCAUGUCCGUCAUGAGCGUACCAGCGGUGCAGGACCUUCCCGCCAUCAACUCUCAGCAAGCUCGCCCACGUGUUCUACGGCGGGCUACGCGUUCGAUACCCAUGCCUACUCUCGCGAAACCUCCACCACCCACAAAGUUUAUUAAUUCAUCUCCCGAUAAACCUCGUCGAGACUUUUUGUCGUUCGCCAGACUGCUAGGGCCCAAGCCAUCGUAG
Molecule: messenger RNA, 1713 nt
Organism: Serendipita indica DSM 11827
Lineage: Eukaryota; Fungi; Basidiomycota; Agaricomycetes; Sebacinales; Serendipitaceae
Source: the annotation of a GenBank genome assembly